This is a messenger RNA of Hydractinia symbiolongicarpus, 2453 nucleotides long. RefSeq lists its product as uncharacterized. The coding region runs from base 137 to 2002 and encodes 621 amino acids. The record is from RefSeq and is a predicted model, not a curated record. Gene Ontology annotation, molecular function: zinc ion binding; protein binding. Lineage: Eukaryota; Metazoa; Cnidaria; Hydrozoa; Anthoathecata; Hydractiniidae. The transcript is spliced from 6 exons.
UUUACAUUAUUUUCGUUACAAGGUUGAAUUGAUUGGAAAUAAAUUAAGUCUGAUGUUUUUUUUUGAUUUUUAUUGAACUCUUAAAGCGUUACAAUUUUCAAUACUUAAUCAUAUCCUGGUUAGGCGGAAAACAUAUAUGCCUCAAGACUCCAUCAUCAAGAAUAAUAAAAAACUUAUGAAAAAAAUGUCCGCAGCAAAAGCAAAACAACUUUCUGUAUUAUUGGAAUGCAAGGUUUGCAUGGACACCUAUCACAAACCAAAGACCCUUAACUGCGGUCAUACAUGUUGUCAAGAUUGCUUGGAUAGCAUGUUGGUUUUUAACGACGAUGGAGGUGCAGAACUGCAGUGUCCAUUAAGAUGUUCAAGCAAAACAACACUAGGUCCACACGAGACAACAUCAUCGCUAAUGACUACAUAUCUGGUGACUGACAUUCUAAAUGAGUUGUCAAAUGUCAAAAACGUUAACUUGCAGUGUCAGCAAAGUAAAGAAUGCAAACAGAUUAUCAGACAGUCUUGCACAACAUGCAGUUCAAAGAUCUGUGACAAAUGUGAAACCAUACAUUCCUGUCCCAACAAAUCCUUUACCAAUGUCAUUUUUAAUCAAAAAUUGCAACAACUCCAACCAUUAUGUAAGCAACACGACUCGCUUGCUAAAUUUGUCUGCAUCGACUGUGAAAACAUGUUUGUCUGUGUGUAUUGUACGCACAGACAACACAAAAAUCACGAAAGAAAAUCGAUUGCUGAAUUCGGACAAGAAGCCAGGACAUGGUUUUGGUCAUUCAUUACGUCGUUCGAGGACACAAAAGUUGUUUUGGAAAGUUUGACAAAACAAUAUGACAGCGCUUUUAAGAAUAUUGAGGAUAGUAGAGAAGUAUUUGUCCGUGAAUUGGGAGUUAGAAAACUAAAAAGAAUGGAAGAAUAUAUGAAGAAGCUAAACACAGAAGAAAUAAAUAUGUUGAAAAUAUUUGAUCAAGGAAUGGAAGAUUUCAAGACAAAAGUAAUUGCAACCGGGUUUGUCCACAAUACCAGAAUACACGAAUUUUCUGAUUACGUAAAAGAAUUUACCUUAAAAUGUCCAUUUGAAUUAGUCGCUGAGAAGAUUGAAAUCGAAGAAAGACUUCGCACCCUAUCGUCGUUUCCAAGAAUCCUCCCCACUUUUAAUCUGCAUCUUGGACACCUGAAGGAACAAGACUAUUUUACAUAUCCGUUAGGCAAAAUAGCAAUCUCUUUUGAUGAUAUCCACACUGCAGAUCCUUGCGGAUGUUCUGUUUACAAAAGUGUGAUUGACAAAACAGAAAGAUCGUCUAGCUACUCGCAGCUGGAAGCUUUGGAGACGUUACUAAAGAAUUUGAAAGAGAACGCAAAGAAAAAUCGUAAAGAACACGCAAAGAGGUAUUUGAAGCCGCAACGUCUAUCAUCAGCUGCAAGGUCUUACACUUUUGAAGAACUUGCAAAAAUCAUUAAAAAUGGCGAUCAAAAGAAAUUGCAAUCCAUUUUCUUUGAUAAUCCAAACAUCGUUAAAAUGAGAGAUAGUAAUGAGACAACACUGUUGAUGAGAGCUGCAUGUUGCAACAAUCCAUCAAUUGUAAAAUGGUUGAUCGAUUCUGGAAGUGAUGUGAAUGCUGUGGAUAAAGACAAAUGGAAUGCAUAUCACUUUAGCGCAGCUAGUGGUUAUCAUAAUGUUUUGAAAGUUUUAAUUAAUCAUGACGCCAGAAAUAUUAACAAUGUAAAAAAUUCAAAUGAAACAUCAUUACAUGAUGCAUCUGGUCGUGGUUAUAUUAAAUGUGUUAAGUUGUUGUUGUCGGUAGGAGGAGUUGAUGUAAAUAUACGAAACAAUAACAAUGAAACACCAUUACAUUAUGCUUCUGUUCUUGGUCAUAUUGAGUGUGUGAAGGUGUUGUUGUCGGCAGCAGGUGUUGAUGUAAAUAUACGAAACUAUCAGAACAAAACAGCUUUCGAUGUUGCUCGUGAUGAUCACAUUAAACAAUUAUUUCCGAUUUGACCAUAUAACCGUUAGUAGAUUUAUCCUAAAUAACUAUUAAUAAAUUUGCCUGUUUACAGAGAAGUCCGUUGGUUCCGUCGCUUUAUGUGUGUUGCCUGUUGAUGUAAUCCAAACGGACGACUAUAAAGUGAUAUGCAUCAAUUUUUGAAAAUAAUUUUAGUAGUUUUCUUUUAUAUUAGUUAUAUUAACGUUUGACACUAUUCAAGCAAAUAUUACAAAAAUAAAGUAUUGGAGUAUUUUUGUGGUUGUUCUGCAAGUUCGCUUAUUCUCUAUGCUCUUUAACCAGCAACUGUGACGGCUUUUAAAUGUGACAACUUCUACGUACCAGGUGAAACUCGUUUUUAUAAGUUUGUCUCUACUUGAAGAUAUUGCGUCAUGAUAAAUUUUAGUAUGGUAGCUAAAAUAUUUUCAAGACCUAAAUGAUUUUAUUGGGGGAAGCUUCACCUAAAAA